Molecule: messenger RNA, 1725 nt
Organism: Kickxella alabastrina
Lineage: Eukaryota; Fungi; Kickxellomycota; Kickxellomycetes; Kickxellales; Kickxellaceae
Exons: 2
Coding region: 96-1631 (511 amino acids)
Biological process (GO): proteasome-mediated ubiquitin-dependent protein catabolic process
Cellular component (GO): nucleus
Molecular function (GO): ubiquitin binding
Source: RefSeq, a predicted model, not a curated record
UCUUUUUUAUAUCAAAUUACAAAAUUUUUACUAUUUUUUAUUCUUGCUCACACGACUACAAAUAUACGCAUUUACACUUUUACACUUAUACAACUAUGGAUUCCGAGCUAGUUCAGAACUUUUGUGCGGUGACGGGCGCCGAGCCCGAUGUGGCGGCGGGAUACCUUCAGGUUUCAGACAACAAUGUCGAGCAAGCAGUUUCGUUGUACUUUGAGAAUGGCGGUCAACCUUUGCAUGGAAACACCAGCACGGCACCUGCAGCGCCAGAGGAGGCAGCUGCAGACGCAGGUGCAGCAGCGGACACAAACAGAUUCAUAGAUGAUGAGGUGAGGGCACCCAUUGCCGCACGGCGAGAUGUUCUUGUCGACGGCUAUGGCGGGCACGGCAUCAGCAGCAGCAUGUACGGCGGGUACGCGCACAGCAACUCGCGCGGCACUACUAGGUCGAUAUUCAACCAGGCCGGGGCUGUUGGCCGCGUGCCAUUCCGAGACUUUGCGCAAGAGGCAGCUGAAAUAGCAGGCGAUGACUCUACCUCAGCUGCAUCGGCGACAUCGCGGCGCAGCCGGCUAGCCGAGCUGUUCAAGCCGCCCUUUGAAAUCAUGCAUAUGGGUGACUUUAGUUCGGCGCGGCUGGCGGCGCGGGAGACUGGCAAAUGGGUGAUGGUCAAUAUUCAGGACGUGUCGGACUUCCGGUGUCAAGCUCUCAACCGCGACAUCUGGCGCCAGCAGCUUGUCAAGGACGUGGUCGCCCGAGAUUUUGUAUUUUUCCAAACUUCACUCGAGACGCCUGAAGGCGCAAGGCUGACGAACAUGUACGCCGCUCACUCGUUCCCCUUCAUUGGCGUCAUUGACCCCAAGACGGGCGAGAUGAAGCGCACGUUUACGCGUUUCGAGAAUGUUACGGAUACUCUCGAGGACAUAUCAAACUUUGUCAUGGACUACCCGCUGCCAUUGCGGCAGGAGCCGUCAGCAGCAAGUGGAAGUAGCGCGGCGAGUGCGCGCGGGUUUGGUACAAUCCACAAUAUGACGGAGGAGGAGCAGCUUGCCGCUGCCAUUGCUGCCAGCGAGUUGGAAAGCAGCGACGCACAGCCCCAGCUUAAUUCCGGCAGUCGCGCGAUCCACAUUGGAUCGGACUCAGAGGCAGAUUCUGACUACGACGUCUCCGACAGUUACAGCGAGAUUCACACAAUCUCGAGCGGAUCCGAAGACUACGAUGACGAUGAGGUUGACGACGACGACCACGACGAUAUGGAUGUCGAUUCCGUGUCGGCGGCACACGAGCGCAUGGCCACGCAGCACGCGACAACUGUGGCGGCUCCAGUGCAGCAGGCUGUUGACAUGGGCCCGGGUGCCUGGUACAGAGCUCUGCCAAAUAUUGUGCCGGUAGAGCCUGAUCUCGGCCCCUCAGUCACCCGCAUCCAGCUGCGGUUCCCUAAUGGACAGCGUGUGGUCAGACGGUUUGCAAAGUCUAGCAAAGUUUCGUCUAUUUUCCAGUUUUUGAAGACUGCGAUUCCUGAAGCCGCCGCUGAAGUGCCUGAGGUUUUGUUCAUGGGCAACCGGUUGGCCGACAUUGUUGAGCAGACAAUUGAGGAGGCCAAGCUGGUUAACGCAUCGAUUGUUGUUGAUGUUUAAAUUUUUUAUGGAGCAAUGGUCUUUAUUUAAACAAAGCAUUUUUUGAAUUGAGAUUCUGCCCCUCUUUGUUUAAAAAAAAUUACUGACUUUGCUG